AAGAGAAGUGCCACGGCCUGUGACCACUGAGGACCUUUUUAUGAGUCGAAUUAAACCAUAUUUGCCUAUUGUUACAAGCCUAGUGCUAGUACCACUACACUCCUCACACCCGUCAUCCCCGCCGCGCGAUGGGCCUAGCUAUAUACCUGGUCAUCUUCCUGCUCUUGAUUGCAGUCCUCUACUACCAGGCCACGAAGAGCAUCCCCAGCCGACUCAACUCCGACCAAGCUCCGAAAUCAAGAUUUGAGCUCGUUCCAGCGUGCGCCAGUGGUUUACCGACGAGGGCAGACGGGAUUGAUAUUAUCUUUGUACACGGCCUAGGGUCCAACCCCGACUCGACAUGGCGGGCGACGAAACAUGCGACGAGACAAGCGACGACGGCCGAUAUACCUGAAGAAGCGGCGACGGACAACGAGCAGUUUGUGAACUGGGUCAGCGACUUUCUCCCUAGUGACCUCCUUCCGGCGGUCAGCAGAGAUGUCCGCCUAUUCUUUUACAACUACGAUUCGUACUGGAAGAGGGAUGCGGUGCACACACGCUUGACAAACCUCGGGAAUGAACUGCUUGAGCAUAUUGGAGGGAUCCGGAUGUCCGAGACGGAGCAAAACCGGAGCUUGAUCUUUGUAGCACAUAGUUUUGGGGGGCUCGUGGUUAAACGUGCACUUGUUCAAGCCCGAGCGAGUCGAGACUUUGGCCAUGUCGCGGAGCAUGCUCAAACAAUUAUCUUCCUGGGUACGCCGCAUCGCGGGACCAGUUUCGGCCUAUGGGGCUGGCUUGCGGCAAAGGGCCUCCAGCCUCUCGGGUCGAACCCGUCAAUCCUGGCCGAUUUGGAGUAUGAUUCAUUUUCGCUACACGACUUGCAUAAGGAUUUUAUGGCGGUGGCUCCAGACGAUUUGCGUGUGUUUAACUUCUUUGAGAAGCGGCCGACACGUAUUCUUCGGCUAUGGUUCGUUCGGCUAGAGCGAUUUUGUGUCCAUGAGCAAUCCGCCACAUAUGAGGGCCGAAAUGUUCGAAACAUUGGGCUAUCGGUCGAUCACUAUGGGCUCAACAAAUUUGCGUCGAAGAACGAAAGCUAUCAGUCAAUACUUUCGAAACUUACCGAAUCAAUCAGAGCCUCCGCUCGGCCAGUGAAGCAUCACUACGCUGUACCGCUCGGGAGGGUAGAUACCUAUACGGAGCGGGUCGGACUGUCGGCGGAAAUCGAGCAGAAGUUGCAUAUAAGGCAUGAGAAAGCAAGCGUUCCAUAUGCAGUCUCUCUUUACGGAUUGGGCGGUGCUGGUAAGUCGCAGCUAGCGCUGGACUACGCCGAGAAGCACAAACAUGAUUACAACCCGAUUCUCUGGAUAGACGCGACGGACGAGGAGACCGUAGGAUCUAGCUUUAAGAUAUGUGCUGCGGAGCUGGGACUCACAGUGGAGGGCGGCGAAAACCAAGGAUCGAUUAUUACGGAUGCAGGGGUCCGGGCAGUACUUAGAUGGCUUUGCGACCGAAGUGAGGCGGAUGACGAAUGGCUUUUGAUUGUGGAUAAUGCCGACGACGUUAGCUGGGGGAUCCAGAAGGUCAUGCCGAGGGGAAACCGAGGAAGGGUUAUUAUUACCAGCCGAGACGAGCAAAGUACCAAGUUAGUCGGCGGGACCUGCGAAUCGGUCCGUGUUGGCGACAUGUCGCCACCGGAAGGGAGGGCGCUUCUCCUCAGACAUCUGCAACUCGACGAAGAGCUGGCCCCUGGGGGCAUCAAAGACGACUGUGAUAGGGUGGUGAAAAAGCUGGAAUUCUUAGCACUUGCCAUUGAUAUUGCUGGCGCCUAUAUCGGUAGCCAUUCUCCUUCUGACAAGGCUUUGCAGCGAUACCUCGCGGACUAUGAGAGGCACCGCGACGAGCUCCUCCAGACGGACUUUUUUAGAGGGUUAUUGGCGACGGAGAAGACGGUGUGGACAGUAUGGGACACCACGCUCGAGAAAAUCGCGAUGGAAAAUAAAGGCCUGCGACCUGAUGUAUUGCUGACGUUUCUUGCACAUUUUAAGGGCGGUAUUAUCCAGGAUGAGAUGUUUCGUCUGGCCAGUCUUGGCAUGGAAAAAGUCAAGGCUAAUAUGGGGGAAGAGGAGAGCGAAGGGAUGCCCUUUAAACUCCAGCAAUUCCUUCGACUCGAUGAAGACAAAUGGGAUGAUUUUCGAUAUCAGCAGAGCUGCCGUCUACUGCUCCGUUAUAGCUUGUUGCAGCGAGUCGACCGGGGGUGGGCUGGUGUGACAAUGCAUGGCCUGGUUCGCUGGCGGGCAAUGCUAAACCACCGAAGCAGGCCAUGGCGGCAGUGGUAUAUGGUAUUUGUUUUGGCAGCGUGCUGUCAGAACAUCGAGGAGGAACAGCCUGUGUUCCGUCGACAUCUAGUUGGACACUUGCCAAAUAUUCAUGGGGAUGAUGGCCAAGAACGGGAGAAGAAUAUAUUACGACGAAGGCCGGGCCGGUGGGAGGAGGCCGAGAAGCUGGAGGUGCAGGUGAUAGAGACUCGGAAGACCAAGCUUGGGGCCGAUCACCCUUCUACGCUGACGAGCAUGGCCAACCUAGCGUCGACAUACAGGAACCAGGGCCGGUGGGAGGAGGCCGAGAAGCUGGAGGUGCAGGUGAUGGAGACGAGUAAGAUCAAGCUUGGGGCCGAUCACCCUUCUACGCUGACGAGCAUGGCCAACCUAGCGUCGACAUUUUGGAACCAGGGCCGGUGGGAGGAGGCCGAGAAGCUGGAGGUGCAGGUGAUGGAGACGAGCAAGACCAAGCUUGGGGCCGAUCACCCAGACACGCUGACGAGCAUGGCCAACCUAGCGUCGACAUUUUGGAACCAGGGCCGGUGGGAGGAGGCCGAGAAGCUGGAGGUGCAGGUGAUGGAGACGAGCAAGACCAAGCUUGGGGCCGAUCACCCAGACACGCUGACGAGCAUGGCCAACCUAGCGUCGACAUAUAGGAACCAGGGCCGGUGGGAGGAGGCCGAGAAGCUAUUUGUGCAGGUGAUGGAAACGAGCAAGACCAAGCUUGGGGCCGAUCACCCUUCUACGCUGACGAGCAUGGCCAACCUAGCGUCGACAUACAGGAACCAGGGCCGGUGGGAGGAGGCCGAGAAGCUGGAGGUGCAGGUGAUGGAGACGAGCAAGGCCAAGCUUGGGGCCGAUCACCCAGACACGCUGACGAGCAUGGCCAACCUAGCGUCGACAUAUAGGAACCAGGGCCGGUGGGAGGAGGCCGAGAAGCUAUUUGUGCAGGUGAUGGAGACGAGCAAGACCAAGCUUGGGGCCGAUCACCCAGACACGCUGACGAGCAUGGCCAACCUAGCGUCGACAUAUAGGAACCAGGGCCGGUGGGAGGAGGCCGAGAAGCUGGAGGUGCAGGUGAUAGAGACUCGGAAGACCAAGCUUGGGGCCGAUCACCCUUCUACGCUGACGAGCAUGGCCAACCUAGCGUCGACAUAUAGGAACCAGGGCCGGUGGGAGGAGGCCGAGAAGCUGGAGGUGCAGGUGAUGGAGACGAGCAAGACCAAGCUUGGGGCCGAUCACCCUUCUACGCUGACGAGCAUGGCCAACCUAGCGUCGACAUUUUGGAACCAGGGCCGGUGGGAGGAGGCCGAGAAGCUGGAGGUGCAGGUGAUGGAGACUCGGAAGACCAAGCUUGGGGCCGAUCACCCAGACACGCUGACGAGCAUGGCCAACCUCGCUUUUACUUGGAAAAGCCAAGGACGACACGCAGACGCUUUAGCACUGAUGAAGAACUGUGCUCAAGCUCAGCAGCGAGUGCUUGGCAACGAGCAUCCAUACACACUAGAGUCUCUGGCCACCGUAGCUAAGUGGAGUAGUUAGAAUGGGCUUUUGUAUCAUGUGUCGGCGUAAUCGAAUGCUACAUCCUAUCUUAUCUUACCUAAUAUGGCUGAGCGUGUUGGCCAGUGCGCGGUGAUAGAAGGUUCUUUUUUCCGCACCUGUGGGCGUUAUGGGCGUUGUGGCUUGAAGCCUUUAGAGGUUCUUUCAGAGGUUUUUCAUCCUCAAUCUAUGUUCAAGUAGUUGCGGACACCUCUGAAGUUGAGGAUUCUUUCAGAGGUUCUACUGGUUUGCCAAAAUGUGACGAUCCUUUGUUGUGACGAUCCC
Podospora pseudocomata is the source of this 4121-nucleotide messenger RNA. RefSeq lists its product as uncharacterized. The coding region runs from base 129 to 3839 and encodes 1236 amino acids. The record is from RefSeq and is a predicted model, not a curated record. Lineage: Eukaryota; Fungi; Ascomycota; Sordariomycetes; Sordariales; Podosporaceae. Gene Ontology annotation, cellular component: kinesin complex. The transcript has 9 exons. Gene Ontology annotation, molecular function: ADP binding; protein binding; hydrolase activity, acting on ester bonds.